AUGGGCUGCAUGCUGGAUCAUUGCCAAUCGGCCGAGGAGGCAGAAGGAUUGGCAGCUCUGACGGGUCUCAGGGAGCUGUCGAAACAUCAUGAUGGCUCACUGGAGUUGGAGAUGGAUUGCCUGGCACUGGCCGAGGCACUGGCACCAGGAAAGUCAAAUCAGUCUGCCUUGUUCUCAAUAGUUGAAGAUAUCAAGAUGGCGUUAUCUAGCUUCUCCUCCUACAAGUCCUGGGCCACAAACCUGAAGCCUCUUCCCAUCCAGCUCAUCCCACUUGUCAACUCCUCCUCUUCGACUCCGAGGGCACGGGCGGCGAGCAUGGCGGCGGGGCCGGCGGAAGCCCUGAAAUCCUUCGAGGAGAGAGCUUCCGAUGCCGAGGCACGGUUGGCAAAGCUGGAAGCCCUGCUGCUGAACAAAGAUGGCGCAUCCGAGGCAAGUUCAUCUGCCAUGAGAGAUCUUGAGUCAAAGCUUGACGCAGCAACCAAAGAAUGUCUUGCUGAGAAGGAACAGAACCGGAGGCUGACCGUGGAGAACGAGAAGCUCCAGUAUCGUGUCUCCCAUCUCAUCCAAACAAUCAAAGAGGCGGAGUCAAGAUAGAGAAGCCUCUGAUAAGCUGGAGCUCGUAAACCUAGUCCUAUUUUGGCUUCGAGAGAGACGUUCAUCUCGCAAACCUGUCUAUGUGCUCGUCCUGAUGUCUGUUGGAGUUUGCUUAAACUGUCAUUCCGAGGUUGAUGAAAUGUGUCUGGUACAUGUAAGCUUAGCAGUAAUGUAUUGAUCAGGUCGAUUAUUUGUGUCGGCGAACAUUGAACAGUGUGUCGCUAUCGCAACAAAAGUUGAAGAUGAAAGAUAUUCUGGCCUCA
Messenger RNA from Triticum urartu, 857 nucleotides. RefSeq names its product threonine-tRNA ligase 2. NCBI's taxonomy places the organism in Eukaryota, Viridiplantae, Streptophyta, Magnoliopsida, Poales, Poaceae. The record is from RefSeq and is a predicted model, not a curated record.